Mustela lutreola (European mink) is the source of this 2501-nucleotide messenger RNA. RefSeq names its product acyl-coenzyme A thioesterase 6-like. Lineage: Eukaryota; Metazoa; Chordata; Mammalia; Carnivora; Mustelidae. The record is from RefSeq and is a predicted model, not a curated record. The coding region runs from base 176 to 985 and encodes 269 amino acids. Gene Ontology annotation, biological process: fatty acid metabolic process; acyl-CoA metabolic process. The transcript has 3 exons. Gene Ontology annotation, molecular function: fatty acyl-CoA hydrolase activity.
CAAAUACUAGGAGACCUCACACAGCGGCUGAGGGUGUCCCACGUGCGUCCAACAUGCGAUGCACAAAGGUUCCAACUGCAACUGCUCCCAGGUAGGUGGAGAGAAGCCUGGAUAAACACGUGACUGAACUCUGAGCUCUCUGAAGCCUGCAAUCCUCAGUUCAGCUGAAAUCAGGAUGCCUGCGACCUGGAUCCUGGAGCCCGCGGGCCGCUGCAGCUGGGACGAGCCCGUGCGCAUCGCCGUGCAUGGCCUGGCCCCGCGACAGCCCGUCACGCUGCGCGCGUCCCUGCGCGACGAGAAGGGCGCGCUCUUCCGGGCCCACGCGCGGUACGAAGCCGACGCCGGCGGCCUCCUGGACCUGGAGCGCGCGCCCGCGCUGGGCGGCAGCUUCGUGGGGCUCGAGCCCAUGGGGCUGCUCUGGGCCCUGGAGCCCGAGAAGCCCCUGGAGCGGCUCGUGAAGCGGGACGUGCAGACGCCCUUCGCCGUGGAGCUGGAGGUGCUCGACGGCCACGAGCCCGACGCGGGUCGUGUCCUGGGCCGGGCGGUGCACGAGCGCGAGUUCCUGCGGCCGGGCGUGCGGCGGGAGCCGGUGCGCGCGGGCGGGUUGCGCGCCACGCUCUUCCUGCCCGCAGGUGCAGGACCCUUCCCUGGGAUCAUCGAUCUGUUUGGAUCUGGUGGUGGCCUUUGUGAAUAUAGGGCCAGCCUCCUGGCUGGACAUGGUUUCGCUGUGCUUGCUUUGGCUUACUUCAGAUUUGAAGACCUCCCUGAGAAUUUGGAAGCUUUGCACCUGGAGUACUUUGAAGAAGCUGUGAACUUCAUGCUGCAGCAUCCCCAGGAUCCUUUGGAACAACUAACAAUCGUUCAAAUGAGAGAUUUAAAACAUUUCAUAGUUGAGGGUAAGUGGCUUUUCUUUUCUUUUCUUUCUUUUUUUCUAAAGAGUCUAAAAGGUAGUAGCAAGUUUACAUACUGGGGAUCAAAUAGCUGAAUUGAAACAAAAUUAACAAAUUCUCAGUUAUUUUAAUGUUGUAAACCUGUGGUUGGAAAAAUCCAUUGCUGGAAUAAUUGAGGACCUAUGCGUUAUGUCUUUUUCAUGGUUUGCUUUAGGCUUUCUAAAAGUAAACUUGAGUCCUGAGAUGCUUGAGAUUUUUCCAAUUUUAAAAAGAGCAGAUCAAGGUAUGUCAAGUUAUCUGAAUGUUAAGAAAACUAUACUGUAAAAACCGCUACCUAAACAUAUACAUCCUGGCUUUCACUUUGGUGACUAGGUGUGCCUUAAUUUCUUUCUAGAUUUGAAAAUUUAGAAUGGCCUUUUGCACUGGAAUUUUAGAUUUCUUAGUUUGGUUUAUAUUCUAAUGUUCUUGCCCCUCAAUCCGUUUUUAUAGAUUUAUCUGGGACUUUUAUUGGAAUAACACAGAAGAAUAUAUCUGAAAAAUACUAGGAGGGAAUUGGCUGAGACAUUCCUCUCUUGGAAUGGUGAAUGAAUAACGUAAUCUACCACAGGAAUGUUGAAAGAGAAAUGACAUCAACAUCAGAAGGAAAUAGUUUGACACUUUACUCUCUUUCCACUGUGAGGGAGCAAGAAUUUACUGUCCCCUUCAAAGUCUCUCUAGCUGUAUUAAGAAUCAAAUUGACAUGACACAGAUUAAUAGAAGAAAAUGAAACUUAGCUUUUUAUAUAUGGGGAAUCCACACAGACAUGGAAAUUCAAAAGACAGUCAGGCAAAACGAAGUAUAUAUGUCAUCCUGAACUAAGGAGAAAAGGUUUGGGGUCUAGGACUUUGAAGGGAAGGAGUGCAGCUCACAGAGCAAUAAGAAGACCAGAUGUUUGAAAAUUAGAUUUUUUUAAAAAAAGAUUUUAUUUAUUUAUUUGCCAGAAACAGAGGGAGAGAGAGCGAGCAAGCACAGACAAAGAGGCAGGCAGAGGCAGAGGGAGAAGCAGGCUCCCCGCCAAGCAAGGAGCCCGAUGCUGGACUCAAUCCCAGGACCCCGGGAUCAUGACCUGAGCCGAAGGCAGCUGCUUAACCAACUGAGCCACCCAGGCAUCCCUGGAAAUUAAAUUUUUGCCCUGCCAUAUGGAUGGCACUCAGAUAAAAUUUAUCUCUGGUAGUAAACCUCAUUCUGGGAAAUACCCCUAACGUAGAUUUAUCCACAUUACUGGGGCUCCUGGGUAGCUUGGCUGGUUAAGGGUCAAACUCUUGAUCUCAGCUCAGGUCUUGAUCUCAGGGUCAUGAGUUCAAGUCCCAUGUUGGCCUCCAUGCCUGGUGUGGAGCCAAGCCUAUCUACAAAACAAAAAUUAAUUAAAUAUAAAUAAAUAAAUAGUCACAUUCCAGAAUAGAAUAAUCAGAAAACAAUGAAAAAUUAAUAAAUCUAAAAAACAAAUCAAAUAACUUAAAUAUUAAAUUAAAUAUUAAACUCCAUUAAUAUUUAAAUUAAUUGUUUAAUUAGAUAUAAAAUAUUAAAUAAUUGAAUAGAUAAAAAUUUAUUUUAUAUAUAUAUAUGUGUGUG